AGAAGGCCGGGUUUCUCUUCUCAACGAUCGACGAUGGCGUCGCGGUUGAUCUAUUCUUCUGCCACCAGAUUGCAUCCCUCCAAAUCCCCGUUUAUGACUUUAUUUAGAAAUACUCGUUUUUUUUCAAGUGAGUCCAACAAAAUAGAUGAACCAUUUAAUGUUGAGGAAGCUGAAACUGUAAAUUUGCCUCCUAGAGAGAAGAUACUGGUGCUUGGUGGAAAUGGGUUUGUUGGCUCACAUAUAUGCAAAGAAGCUUUGGAUCGUGGCCUAGUAGUUGCUAGCCUUAGCAGAACAGGAAGGCCACCCACACAAGAACUGUGGGCAAACAAUGUAUUUUGGCACAAAGGAAACCUUCUUUCAAAUGAUUCCUGGAAGGAAGCACUUAAUGGAGUAGCUUCUGUUAUAUCGUGUGUAGGCGGCUUUGGCUCUAACUCACACAUGUAUAAGAUCAAUGGAACAGCCAACAUAAAUGCUAUAAGAGCUGCUGCCGAAGAAGGGGUAAAAAGAUUUGUUUACAUUUCGGCUGCUGAUUUCGGUUUUGUUAAUUACCUACUGCAAGGCUAUUAUGAGGGAAAGAGAGCUGCUGAAACAGAACUUUUAACUCGAUAUACCUAUGGAGGUGUGAUUUUGAGACCUGGAUUCAUCUAUGGGACUCGUCGUGUUGGGAGCAUGAAAUUGCCCCUGGGUGUAAUUGGCUCUCCUCUUGAGAUGGUUCUCCAGCAUGCAAAACCAUUGAGCCAGUUACCCCUUGUUGGCCCUUUGCUGUCUCCGCCCAUUAAUGUCACUGCCGUGGCAAAAGUAGCUACAAGAGCAGCUACAGACCCGGUCUUCCCUCCUGGGAUUGUCGAUGUCUAUGGCAUACUACGUUACAGUCAACAGAAGUCUGUAUAGAGGAGUUUCUUUUACGUCAAGUGCUAAUUGACAUAAUCUAUUUUCAUCCCUCUACCGUUCUACCCCUCCCCCCUCAUGCUCUCUUUCAUUCUUAAUUGUAUUUUUUUCCAUGUUCAUAUGCAAAGUCAAUAAGGAGUUGGUUUUGAACCAUAUAUUUUAAAUCAAACGAGCUGUGCCUGCCCCAUAUGGUAUUGUUUUUUGUAUUUUAUGAUUUCUACUAUAAAUAAAAGUAGGAUAUCGGUUUGGUUAUACUACUGCCAGUUCUGGACACUGGUGCAUGUUCCCGGUA
Cuscuta europaea is the source of this 1180-nucleotide messenger RNA. The record is from the annotation of a GenBank genome assembly. NCBI's taxonomy places the organism in Eukaryota, Viridiplantae, Streptophyta, Magnoliopsida, Solanales, Convolvulaceae.